Messenger RNA from Nematostella vectensis (starlet sea anemone), 2574 nucleotides. Its product is annotated as phosphatidylinositol transfer protein alpha isoform. Lineage: Eukaryota; Metazoa; Cnidaria; Anthozoa; Actiniaria; Edwardsiidae. Gene Ontology annotation, cellular component: cytoplasm. The coding region runs from base 112 to 963 and encodes 283 amino acids. Gene Ontology annotation, molecular function: phosphatidylinositol binding; phosphatidylcholine intramembrane carrier activity; phosphatidylcholine binding. Gene Ontology annotation, biological process: phospholipid transport. The record is from RefSeq and is a predicted model, not a curated record. The transcript has a single exon.
CCACGCCCUCUCGGUCCGUUUCACCGUGCACGCCGCCAUUGCACAAGUUCGCCGGUCGAUUCAUAAUAUUCGUCUAAUUUCUACGUCUUCCUUUAUAAAUUUUAGCUAGGGAUGGUGGUCAUCAAGGAGUAUAGGAUACCCUUACCAAUUUCUGUAGAGGAAUACCAAAUCGCUCAACUCUAUGCUGUGGCAGAGGCCAGCAAAAAUGAGACCGGCGGAGGAGAAGGCAUUGAAGUUUUAGUGAACGAACCAUAUACAGCUGGCGAAGGUGGACAUGGAAAGAAUAUGCCUCCCGGAAUGGAUGGACAGUACACUCAUAAGCUCAUACAUUUACAUUCCAAGGUCCCUUCAUUUGUACGCAUGUUAGCACCGUCGGGAUCGCUGGAAGUUCACGAAAAAGCGUGGAACGCUUAUCCUUUUUGCAGAACCGAAUAUUCAAAUACGUACAUGAAAGAACAUUUCUCUGUAAUUAUAGACACUUGGCACAAGCCAGGUCACAAGGAUGAAUUCCACAACGUGCACAAUCUUGGCAAUCCAGAGUUACAAAAGCGAGAAAUUGUCAACAUCGAUAUCGUAAAUGACAAAGUUGAUCCACAUGAAUACAAGGCGGACGAAGACCCUUCCAAAGUAGGCUCCGAAAAAGCUAAGCGAGGCCCAUUGAAGAAGGAUUGGCAACAGAAAAACGAGGAAGACCCAUCCAAAAGUAAAGAAGGCUAUCCUAUGAUGACAUGCUACAAGUUGUACCGUGUUGAGUUCAAGUGGUGGGGACUGCAGACGAAGGUCGAGUCGAUAAUCAUGAAGGCCGUCCAUAGAUUGCUUCGAAACUUCCACCGUCAAAUGUUUUGUUGGAUGGAUAGAUGGUUUGGAAUGACUAUGGACGAUAUAAGAAGAAUUGAAGACAAGACGAAGAAGGAACUAGACGAAAUGAGGCAUAAGGGAGAGGUGAAAGGAAUGCAAAUGUAAUAAUGAAAGAAAAAUGGAAUAUUUAGUGAUUUCUUUACAAUCUCAGUACUGUGCCUUACAAUUUUGUCUGCUGGGUCGUUGCUGUGACAACUUAUGAAACUCUUUGUUUGGCAAAUGGACCUUGGUGUACUUGAAUUGUUGCUGUCACAGUUUUGUGGUAAGGAUGACAUUAGCUUUAGUUAGCAAUUUAGCAUACCUUCAUUACACCUUUUUUUCUAUGAUGUUGUCACUAGGGACAAUAUUUACUACAACAUCGAUUAAGGUAAUUCCCUUGAAUUGCACUGUGCACCCCUUCUGCGCAUAGUGGCACACACUGUUUGUUUGAAUUUUCUGGUAUAAGUGUGCGCGCGCCAUAGUUGUAUAAGAAAACAAAGCAAAAGGCGCACGUUCUUUACUUAAAAUCGCUUUGACAGAAAAACAAAGCCGGUUAGUUAAAUAUAUACAGAAAAACCUUAGCUACUACCGGUAAUUGUUUAUGAGACCAGAUUUUGGCAACUCGACAAACAGAAUUUAAUUUUCUAAAGACUAUGGGCACUCCUUUUGAAAACUAAGAGUUGGUAUUUUUCCUCGCGCGAUCAGUAAAAACAUGUCAACUCUAAGCCCCUCUGUUAUGAAAAAAAUGUCAGUACCCCCAUUUUUUAUUACAUUUUUUGAAAGCCCUUAACUUCAAUAUUGUUUAUGCAAAGUUUAAAAAAAAAUCUGGAUAGUAGAACUAUUUCAAGAGUAUUACCUUAAAUAUGGAGUUUAUUUGUUAAGAUUAAUAGGAAUGAAAAUUACAUGGUUUGAAAGUUUGAGUUGUUUAGCCAUAUUUUGGUCAAGAAAGUGCCAUGCAGACCAAAUCGCCCUAUAUUUGUAUGUAUACAGGUUUGGAAAAUUAUGACUGAGCUUUUGAAACUAGACAAAGUUUAUUUCCAACCCCAAAUAAAUUCAGAUACAUUCUCUGCCUGCAUUUAUUUUCUGAUUUUAUUUUCAAAUUUUUUUAAGCAUAAUUGGCAUUUGCAGUGCAGUUUGAUCAUUUAAACUACAACAAAGACUGUUCAAGCAAUACAGUAGUUUCUUGCACUGUUAAUUCAUGUAUUUCUAAGAAAAUUCUGCCAUUGGAAUUCAUGUAAAUGAUAUUAAUGGCUAAUUUCAUUAAUCACUUGGAUUUGAGUAAUCAUGUACUGUAAUUUCAUUAAUCACUUGAAUUUGAGCAAAUCAUGUACUGUUUAGUCAUCAAGGAUUUCAAGGAAAGGUGGCAUAAAAUAUAAGUAUUAACCACAGGCCUGAAGCAAGAAACAACGAAUUAGGCAACAUAUUAGAUAAUUAAUUACAAGCUGAGUAAGGCCUAAACUAUAUUGGUCACUUGUACAUAUUGGAAUUUACACUGCAUAUUGAACAAUCAAUAGUUGACAAGAGUUUGAAAGGCAAUUAAUGGGGCUUCUUGUCUAAGUUACUAGUAUUUUUCAGAUGAGUUUUGUAAAUUAAUUUGAUGAAUGCUUUAUUGAAUUUGAUCAGUGUUGGUUGUGGAUUGUGGUGGAAUAUUUGGCACAUUGCUUAAUUAAACAUUUUAUAUGCAUACUCAUUUUAUAAGCGUUAAGAUGGCAUUAAGUAAAAGCUUAAAGUAUCGGA